Drosophila eugracilis is the source of this 659-nucleotide messenger RNA. RefSeq lists its product as uncharacterized. Lineage: Eukaryota; Metazoa; Arthropoda; Insecta; Diptera; Drosophilidae. The record is from RefSeq and is a predicted model, not a curated record. The transcript is spliced from 3 exons. Bases 98 to 415 code for a protein of 105 amino acids. Gene Ontology annotation, cellular component: BORC complex.
CGAUAUGACAUAUUGACUUACCUCAGCUGUUUUCUCUUGACUUUGUUUACAUUUUUGGAGUUUAUUAACAUUUAAACAUCGUAAAACCAUAAAUAAAAUGGCCUCAGCGACCAGUUCAAGUGCACGGCAUUUAUUUGACGAGUCCAAGAAGCGAUUGUGUGCCCGCGUGGGCGUCAAUGUAAACAAUUUGGGAUCUGUGGCCCGUCAGGUUGUUAGGGGUUCCAAGAGCAAUGAGAUCAUGCAUCAAACCCUGAAGAACUUCACACAAGUGGACGUGGUCUCGGAUUACAGUCAUCAGAAUCUGCAGAAGAUGACCCUGAUUCUGCAGCAUGUAGGCUAUCAGUACGAUGUGAUGCAGGAUAGCGUCAACCACCUGGAUUAUCUUAAGGAGCAAGUGACGGCCAUGGAAAGAUGAUUGGAAGAGCAAAAGCCUAGACACUAGCAGCCAUCCCGACCUCCGUCUUCAGUUUAGUUUAUCCAAAACUAUCUCCCCAUAUAUAUUCAUAAAUACAAAAAGAUAGGCGGCGAAGGUCAAGGGCCACCAGAACAGUUGGGUAUGCCGAUAAGAUAAGCCGUUUGCCAUGAAAAUCCCUUAUAAAAGAGCUGGACCGCAGUUCAUAUCAACGCAGUAGACAAUUAAAUACAAUAUGAUGUGCUUG